Botrytis cinerea B05.10 is the source of this 1204-nucleotide messenger RNA. RefSeq lists its product as hypothetical. Gene Ontology annotation, molecular function: oxidoreductase activity. The coding region runs from base 189 to 1091 and encodes 300 amino acids. Lineage: Eukaryota; Fungi; Ascomycota; Leotiomycetes; Helotiales; Sclerotiniaceae. The transcript is spliced from 2 exons. The record is from RefSeq and is a predicted model, not a curated record.
GGCGUACCCUAAUUGUGAAACGUUCAGUAAUUUGUAGUCGGUGAAAAAUAUUGAGUUAGCAAUUUUUCGGAAUCAAUGAUGAUGAUUCCGUCACCUUGUGAGGAUUAUUUAAAGUGGAGGAAACUGUUAACAGCAUCGCUUCCUCAAUUCUUCGUGCUUUCUAAUGCGACAUUGGUUACUCUCACAUCAUGCAGCGACUUCUUCGUGUUGGUCAUAUAGCAACGCAGGCAACAGCCAGUCAUUUUGUUCCAACCCUACCUAUUAGGUAUCAUGAAAUUUCCAGCCCCAUCCCCUUGAUUGAAGUUUCCAAAUCAAGCUCGGCUUUCCAACCAUCCCACUUGAGAGACGUACACGAUAGUCUGGAGAGGACAGGGGUAUUGCAAUUGCACUUAGGCUUCGAGGAUGAGAAAAGUUCCUAUCUCCAAGACCUAAUCCGCAAUCUCAGCAAGAACCAUGAUCAUGGCCUUCCAAUAACGCACAGUGCCGAGCGCGGGUGGUUUUGGGAUGUCAGGCCCUCUGGUGUUCAAAGUCAUGGACACCAAGCUCGCUCAGAGACGAUGUCUUGCUUUGACUGGCAUACGGAUUGCAGUUAUGAAAGUCAUCCGCCUCGAUAUUUUGCGCUUCAAGUUCUUCAACCAGAUCGCUGCGGAGGUGGAACAUUAUCACUAUUGAGUGUCGAUCGACUCCUCACCUUACUCUCACCUCACGCACGAACGUGGCUGUCCAGCUCCAACUACAUGAUUGCCGUUCCUCCUGAAUUCAAGAAAAAAAGCGACGAGCAGCAUAUUGUGGGAAACUUACUGCAGAUGAGGCAAGAAUUAGGUGGAAAUCAACUACGUUUCCGGGAGGAUAUCACAACUCCUUUGGCUCCAGAGGCUGCUGAGGCAUUGGAUGAACUAAAAGCAGUCUUGUAUAAUAAAGGAGUCCAGGAAUGGACCAUCAACUUGACCCCCCAAGAUCUCCCCAGGGGAUCAAUCAUUAUGAUGGAUAAUCGGCGAUGGCUACAUUCACGGAAUGAGGUCAGAGACCCCAAUCGUCAUCUCCGGCGAGUUCGAUGGGAUGCGAGACCGUUCGGAUUCUUGAAACAAUAAAAGUUUCUUGCUGUAUUAUUAAUUCAUUAUCUCAUCCUAUAGCUAACAGUGAUGACUUCCUUAUCACUACGUAAACUUUCCUCAACUAAUCAAUCAAUCAUGCUUAAGGAUCA